Marchantia polymorpha subsp. ruderalis is the source of this 2655-nucleotide messenger RNA. NCBI's taxonomy places the organism in Eukaryota, Viridiplantae, Streptophyta, Marchantiopsida, Marchantiales, Marchantiaceae. The record is from the annotation of a GenBank genome assembly.
CCACCCCCAAAGGAAGCGAGGGAAUGAGAAGAAAUGGCCAAACUGAUGCCACGAUGCAGAUCGUGAAGGGGAGGGGGUUGGGGGGGCGGGGGGAGAGGGUGGGGGAGGGGAAUUAUUUCUCUCGGCCACCCGCUUUCUAGCGAAUCGGUUCGUUCUAUGCCCAUGAAGCUCGAAGGAACAUCAGAGCGCGAACGCGAUCGCGAUCGCGAAAGCGGUCGUCAGUCCUGCAGGCGUGAUGAUGGGGAUGACGCAGAGGUGGAUCCAGCGGCUCGACGUUCUUGUAGAGGGCACUCUAAUGCACAUCCGUCGGGCGUCAGCCCGAUCCGCAGGACGUAGGUGCGGGUAUUUUGACGUGUGCGCGGCGGAAGCCACAAACGGCGAACCGGGUGAAGACCGCCUGCCACCGGUGAGUAUGUUCAGAGAGGCGUAUUUUGUCCAUUGACCCCGAAAUGGGCUCGGUUUUGUCAAAUUCCCAUCUACACGGGCAGGUCAGGUCAUGUCAUGUCAGCCGGGGGCCCACCUCGCCCCCCACCCCACACACGAGUCGUGCCCACCGGUGGUAACCCUCUUUCCCCGGUGCGUCCUGCCUCUUUCCUCUGCCCCGACAGUGAACAGUCUGCCGAAUCGGUCACACGUACCGGUCCGUCCCAUCCUCCUUCCGACAUUCAGUGGUGGUCACCGGCUCGUAAUUGUCCCGCACCGGGUAUCGCCAGCCACACACUUGCGUCCGACCCUCGUACUUGUGCAGUUACAAACAGUAGGUCCUCGAGGCAACCAACAGACACGCUAUUGUCAAUUUGUCCUGACACGCAAACGAAGACCAAUCCAUCGAUCCAUCACCCCGUGUAUGCAUACACGGUCAGAGAUGUACAUACACACACAAGCGUCCUCUGUCGGCUCCCAUUUACUGCUGGCUCGUCAUUUAUAGCUCCCCCGUAAGCUCGAAUUAUUCCUGAACUUAAUGCAGUGCGUAGUUUAUUGAAAAAGCAUUCUCGGGCUGGCCAGAUUUCUCCCCCGUCUGCCCUGCGCUCUCGCGGCCUCGGAGAAGUAUACAUGGGGAGCAGAGGAGGAAGCAUGAAUGCCGGGAAAGAAACAAACGUGAAAGUCAUGAAAGUCGAGCCCCGGGAAAAGGAGCGGAGAGGAGAGGCAAGUAAAGCGAGGAGAAAGACAGAAAAGAAAACCCAUGGCCGAUGAAAUUCCCCUGCACAAUUGCUGCUCCUGCUCCUGCUCCUGCUGCUGCAGCAGGAGGAGAGAAUGGAGGGAAAGAAAGUUUUUCGUUUCGUUUUUCGCUGCUCCGGAGAACGUGGGGCGAGGAACUCAUGCUGCGGAGGAGUCCACUUUAGCACCGCUCGUGGCCAGAUUUCAUCAGCAACAAUUUGCACCGGGACUUGGAAACUUCAUGUCCACUACGAGCACAACAACUGUCUCCUCCGCACGUAGAGUCGAAUAAAAACAGGUGCGACAAGCGACCCUGCAGUCCAUUCGCCGGAGGAGGCCUGUAUACGUCAGUGCAGGCUUGAAGAAAGUAAGUAAAUUCAGGUAGCCAUAUCCCCCGACGGACUCUGGACCGCGGUCGACCGAGCCAGCGGAUCCAUCGACACGAAUGCCGAUCACGAAUCGCUGCAGUCCGAUUCUUCGCUAACAUUAUUGUUCGCAAUCGCAUUUGUCCGAAAUAAGAGCGCGCUGUACUUGACUCUUAAAAUGCGCCUCGCUCGCACCUGUCACUUUCUGGAAGAAGGAGCCAGCGAUCAGAUCGUGGUACACAAGUUCAGCCCCAGGGCAGGGCAGUGAGGCACGUCCCCCGUCCGGGGUAAGGACUAAGGACCCAAUACCCAGGACGCAGGACCCAGGACCCAGGGCGGGGGUCGGGACCAAGGUUAGGAUUCGGUCGCCCGGUAGUUCUUGAGAACCGCACCCGCUAGGCCGGGGAUGACGUAGCCCGCUGCUGCCGGCCGCGGCGAAACUGUUGAUGAUAAACCAUGUAGUGGCCAGAAAGUGCCAUUCAUGCAUGCAUCACCUCCGAAUCGGGUGCUGAGUCGAUGGUCAUCAUGUAUGGAUAUGGGGUGCGCUAGCAUUGAUGGGGAAAAGCUGGGGUCAUGUUCUAAUUUAAUAGCCGUCAGAAUGAGCGAGCUGACACGUGACUCGCGUAAUGACCAGGAUGGACCGUUAGUUUCCGAUUUUGUUAUUUAAAUGUAGUUUAGCGUUAAUGUAAAUGAAUUCCGAGUAGGUUAAUGUCAUGUCGCUAAUUAUUGGCCGUGAGAACAAUAUCCCAUGUUACGAGUCGUGAUAUUCACUACAACAAAUUCUUUGGGAACGGCGAAUGAAAACACGGGCCGGAGUACAGAGCAAGGACGUGGAAUAGAAAAUAGUGAAUAGAAGUGAGAUUUAGAACGACGAAAUAUUAUGCUUUAAGGAUGGCAAUGCCAUGACAACGAUUGUACGGCGAGCAUCAAACAAGCCGAGCACAAUUCCAUGGGAAUUCACGCCAGGUAUGGGGCAACUUGUUAAGGACUCGCAUGAGGCGGGACGCAUGUCGAGUGCAAAUUACCAUCAGAUCCAAUGCUGCAAUGGGGCCCAUGGAGGAGCGAGCCCACUCCCAAAAUUCAAGAUCUAUCGGAAAGGGAAACGCCUCUCUUCGGAUGGAUGUUCAUGGCU